This is a messenger RNA of Exophiala viscosa, 2440 nucleotides long. Its product is annotated as kinase-like domain-containing protein. Gene Ontology annotation, molecular function: eukaryotic translation initiation factor 2alpha kinase activity; ATP binding. Gene Ontology annotation, biological process: protein phosphorylation. NCBI's taxonomy places the organism in Eukaryota, Fungi, Ascomycota, Eurotiomycetes, Chaetothyriales, Herpotrichiellaceae. The record is from RefSeq and is a predicted model, not a curated record. The transcript is spliced from 3 exons. Bases 157 to 2343 code for a protein of 728 amino acids. Gene Ontology annotation, cellular component: cytosol; cytoplasm; nucleus.
CGUCAAAUACCUGCACUGAAGACAUCUCUCUCACUCAUCAUUCUUCGCAUGACUGAGGCCGACUUCGACGCAAAUUGGACAAAUCGAGAUGCAAUAAUGCUACACGCACCCUAGUGCAUUGCCAGGCUUGGUUGGUACUGGGUUCAAGACCUUGAAAUGGACGAAGAUGGUGGCAUCGUCAAUCCCACCCUGUCCAUUAUUCCCUACGACAACAAUCGUGACAUAGUCCUCCGUCAUGCAGACACUAUCGUUUAUCGAGAUCCGAGGACAAACCAGCUUGUCCCUUUCCACCAUAACCAAGAUGUACAACGAAGGCCAUCGGAUUGUCCAACAUGCGGUCGACCUUGGCACAACCAAGGAGGCUCGACGGCAUCCGAGUCGGAAGCGGGCCCAUUGGAAGAGCAGCCCAGCUUCAUCACCCAUGACUACUUUGAGAUGCUGGCUCGAAGUCUUCCAGGCUCCAACGAAACAUCUGCACCAUCUUCGCCACGACAGCGUCUGGUUCAGCCAGUGCGCUCGCGGCUUCAUGCAUCGACUCCAUUGACAGCCUCACCACCUCCGAACGCCGAGUUCGUGGCAAGUGCUCCUGCGGCUCCAACGCAGGCCCAUGGCAUCUCAGAGACAGCAUUCUCUCCGAAUUAUUUUGAGAGGUUCUUCAUCGAGGACCGAGAACUCGGCAGAGGUGGGAGGGGUGUCGUCCUACUCGUCAAGCACGUCUUAGACGGUGUCAAUCUGGGCUAUUUCGCUUGUAAAAGAGUCCCCAUCGGAGACGACCAUGCUUGGCUGGAGAAGGUGCUGAUCGAGGUCCAAUUACUGCAAACGCUGUCACAUCAAAAUCUGGUUUCGUAUCGACAUGUCUGGCUAGAAGACUAUCAGAUCAGCACAUUCGGGCCAAGUGUGCCGUGCGCGUUCAUUCUCCAACAAUACUGUAAUGGAGGUGAUAUGCAUAACUAUGUACUCGGAUCAGCACAAGCAGGCACAACCACACAAGAGCUCAAAGAACGCAUCCGCCGGCGGUCGAAAGGCGAGGCUGAAUUACCUCGGCGACCGAAUGAGCCGAAGAGACUUCCAUUCGACGAGAUCUACAAUUUCUUCAGAGACAUAACUUCAGGCCUGAGGUUUUUGCAUCACAAUAACUUCAUUCACAGAGAUCUCAAGCCGAGCAAUUGCUUGCUUCACACGGUUGGUGGCGAGACAAGAGUCCUCGUCAGCGAUUUCGGAGAAGUACAGUACGAGUAUGCAGCACGCAAAUCCACUGGCGCAACUGGUACAAUAUCAUAUUGCGCGCCCGAAGUCCUACAGCGCAUCUCACCUGAAGGACCGUUUCGAAACUUCACAUCCAAAUCUGACAUCUUCUCUCUUGGGAUGAUCCUGCAUUUCCUGUGCUUCGCCAAUCUACCGUAUCUCACAGCUAACGUCCUGCACGAAGAGCGUGAAGACGUUGAUGAAUUGAGAGCUGAGAUCAUGCGCUGGGAAGGUUUCGACGACCAACACAGAUUACGUCCCGAGUUGCCUGCCGCACUGUAUACCUUUCUCAAACGUCUUCUCUCUCUGGAUCCGGAGCAACGACCAAGCGCAGAUGAUGUCUUGCAGGUCGUUUUGUCAGGCAGACUCGAUGAUAUCCCCCCGGCAAGAAGGCGCAACUCGAUGGAACCGGAGGAACUCACACCAGGCCGCCGUAUUCAGAGACUAGAUACACCACAAACGGGUAACUCGCCACAACGCAGUGUGCAUGAGCACGUACCCCGACGGCCGCGCACGCGGUUCUGGCAGAACAGGUCGGGAUCGCCAGAACGCAGAAGGACUUCUUCGACCGACCGCAGUUCGAGUCGGAGCGAAGACGAUGAUGGACAGCCUCCAAGGAAAUCAUCAUUCAACCGUGCAAAACAAAGCUUGAGAACGGGCAGCACAAUCAUCCUCCGGCCCAAAAACGCGUCCACGUCGCCAUCUCAGCCGAAUUCUCCGAUCCACAAAUCUCCCAUUGAUACAUCACCUGUUCGUCCGCAGUUUCUGCUCGAGCCUGCGCAUCACGAAGAAGGGCGUGUGGCCCGAUACAUGCACACCAUAUCCAAUGUACUCAACCGUCCGUUGACAUCUCCCUCGAUGCGUCUUGUCAUUCUGGGCUUGAAACUACUCAGCACAUUGCAGCCGUGCUUGUCGUACGGGAUAAACGCCGUCGUCGUGUAUCCCUUGAUAUGCUUUGCGCUACUUGAAUUUUCGGUCGCAGAUCUACGGGUAUGGAAGGCCGCGACUGCCAUGCUGAUACAUUUCGGCGUGAUUGCCGUGGCGUUGAGGACGCACAGUCUGUGCCGGAGUGCGGAGGUCUUUACGUGGGAAGGCUGAAGCCGUUUCCUGCACCGACUAGACGUGAUCAAGUAUCAAAAUGGUCCGUCACCCUGGUGUUAGCAUUGUGCAAGUCCUACGAUGGGUAAUAGUGUGC